UCGGGAUUCGGGUGAGCCUGACUUAAAUCGGAGCUCUAACCCAGUUUUGUUUGGAUAUUCAAAUACUCACGCUUCUCGCUUCACUAACUUCCAACUAAAGUCAAGCAGAACACACAAAUAUGGCACUUUCGACACUCCUCCACAUCAAACACCCAAUUCUCUUCGCUCCUCUCCAUUUCUCCAAAUCUCAAAUCCACCCCAGAAAACCUUCAAUCCCCACUUCAAUCCCAACACUUAAAUCCCACAACAAAAUGCUCCCUCACAGACCAAAUGCAAUCUCGACGCAAGGAGUUCUAUCAGAGGCUAUGAGAUUGAUCCAAUCAGCACCCCCCACUUGGAAAUCAGCGCUUUUCAGUAAUCUCUCUAUUUUUCUUGUUGGGUCUCCAAUUUUGGUAUCUGGGCUCUCUCUUUCUGGGAUUUUUGCUGCUUUUUUGUUGGGUACUCUCACAUGGCGCGCUUUUGGUCCUUCUGGGUUCCUCCUUGUUGCCUCUUACUUUAUUAUUGGAACUGCAGCUACAAAAGUGAAAAUGGCACAGAAGGAAGCUCAAGGAGUGGCUGAGAAGAGGAAGGGAAGAAGAGGACCAGGCAGUGUGAUUGGUUCAAGUGCUGCUGGUUGUGUGUGCGCUUUUCUGUCAAUAUUUCGAUUAGGGGAUGAGGCAUUUCUUGCACUUUGGCGACUUGGGUUUAUUGCCAGUUUCUGUACCAAGCUGAGUGAUACAGUCUCAAGUGAGAUAGGGAAGGCAUAUGGCAAAACUACGUACCUUGUUACAACAUUUAAGGUAGUUCCAAGGGGAACAGAAGGGGCUGUCAGUGCUGAGGGAACACUAGCUGGAUUGUUGGCCUCUAUACUUCUUGCCUCCGUUGGUUGUCUCAUGGGUGAGAUAAAUGUACCUGAAGUAGUUAUAUGUGUGAUAGCUUCCCAAAUUGCUAAUGUUGGUGAGAGCAUAAUAGGUGCAGCCUUCCAGGAUAAAGAAGGGUUUCAAUGGCUCAACAAUGAUGCUGUCAAUGUCAUCAACAUAUCCGUGGGCAGCAUUAUAGCAAUAUUGAUGCAGGUAGUGAUUCUCCAAAAAUGGGGUGCUUAAAUCUAUGAAUCACCGGAAUACAAAUGCCUGAGCAUUUUGGAUAUUAGCAUUAAAAUCAUUCCAGCCACCCGCAAGUUCUAUUGAUAAACAAAGCAUGAUCAGGUGCUGAUAAAGUUUAAUGCCCUGUUUCACUUCAAGCUGUGAGAUUGUUGACUGUUUGGUGAUCUGCAUACAAAGCUCUCUGCUACUUUACAACAGAGUGCCAAACAAGGAGGUAUUUACAAGCACUUAUGGAUCUGUUUGGGAUAAUAUUCUUUGUAUGGUUAGAUACAAAAUGUUUCCAUUUUUAUUUGUAUAUUUAUUCUUAUUAGCUGAUGCAUUAGUCCUUUGUUAAGAGAUCAGACUGACAACUGGACAAUGUGGUUUUUUAAUCUUCUUCUGUGGCAAUUUUCUGACGGAAACGAUGUAAUUUUGAAUUCA
Messenger RNA from Populus euphratica (Euphrates poplar), 1502 nucleotides. RefSeq lists its product as uncharacterized. NCBI's taxonomy places the organism in Eukaryota, Viridiplantae, Streptophyta, Magnoliopsida, Malpighiales, Salicaceae. The record is from RefSeq and is a predicted model, not a curated record. Bases 120 to 1082 code for a protein of 320 amino acids. Gene Ontology annotation, cellular component: chloroplast inner membrane. The transcript has 5 exons.